AUGCAGAGUCUACGAUACAAGAUCGAAAAUGACUGCGACCCAACUAGCGACCUUCUCGACCACGGUCUGAACAUGUUUCCAGCAACACACAUUGUGGACCGGUAUCUUUAUGCCUACGAAGUGUCCUGUUAUAAGAACAGAGACACGGGAGACUUCUGCGACUACAUCCUGGGUCAAUGGCGAAACCAGACUGAUGAUGCUCCUCACGACUGCGAUGACUGCGUCCUUGGACCCAUGGAAAUUGAAGUCAAUUCGGAAAUCGGCCACACCGAAGACCGGUCUGCCGAGUUCCAGUCGGCCAUUUCGAGCUGCGGCAAGACAGGUUACACCUACAUCGAACCGUCCAUCCACAGCUCGACAUCCGCGGCGUCGGCAGAACCUACCAUAGCGGCCGCACACUGGUCCGCCCACCGCAUGUCGUCCAACUGCGCCUCUACAUACCACGUGCAAGAAGGCGACACCUGCGAGAGCAUCUCGGCUGACCAGAAUGUUUCAACCAAGGGCCUAAUAGAGGGAAAUGAUGUCCUCAACGGCUGGUGCAGUGGCCUCGUAGCUGGCCAAGACCUAUGCAUGCCCGAGCAGUGCAAGGUUCACUUCGUGGAACCCGAUGACUCGUGCGAGUCCCUUGCCGACAAGUACGGAGCCACGCCAAAGGACCUGGCGGAAUGGAACCCUCUGAUGUAUAUUCAAUGCGACGACUUCGUGUACUCCAAACCGACUUACAUCUGCGUCGGUAAGCCCGAAAAGAGUGCUCAAGUCCCCUGGUCCCAGAAGCAACUCCACAUUCCGCGCUUCGACGAUUAG
This is a messenger RNA of Colletotrichum higginsianum IMI 349063, 804 nucleotides long. RefSeq names its product LysM domain-containing protein. The record is from RefSeq and is a predicted model, not a curated record. Lineage: Eukaryota; Fungi; Ascomycota; Sordariomycetes; Glomerellales; Glomerellaceae. The transcript is spliced from 4 exons. Bases 1 to 804 code for a protein of 267 amino acids.